Messenger RNA from Cotesia congregata, 303 nucleotides. NCBI's taxonomy places the organism in Eukaryota, Metazoa, Arthropoda, Insecta, Hymenoptera, Braconidae. The record is from the annotation of a GenBank genome assembly.
AUGGCCAUUCGGCAGCCGAAAUGGAAUGUAUUAUUCUGCUCGGCCCAAGAAAUACAAACGAGUUCCAAUCUCAAAAGUUUACCCCCUACCGUAGUCGCUCAUGACCUUAAUAAGCUUUCUGGAAAAAAGAGUUUUAUCCACGGCAAGAGCGUCAAAAAUCAGCGUAUAGAAUCGUAUUGGGGGCAAAUGCGACAACAUACGGUGGACUUUUGUAUACAAAUGUUCAAAUGUCUGCAAGAACAGAAUUUAUUUGAUGGGAGUGCUUACAUAUGGAAUGUUUAUACCUUUGUUUUGGUCUACUGA